CAGUGCGAUUUUUGCCGACAAAAGAAGCUAAAAUGUUCCCGGGAGCUUCCGAAGUGCAAUUCCUGCAAGCCAUGGCCCGGCGACUGCAACUAUUCGCGGGACAAUGUCAAUGUCAUGUCAGUCACCAUAAUUGUAUCUACAAGGUCUUUAGACCACAGCUCAGCCGAAGAGCGUACCAUAGUGAAUCGAGUACAGCACCUCGAGCAGCUGGUACAGCAAUUAACCCAGUCCGUCGACAAAGCUUUACAGGCCAUCGGCUCAGCAUCUGCUGGAAGAGAUAAUUCGAGAACACCAACAGAGUCACAUCAGGAAAUCGUGGCUAAAAAGAAUCAUUCCAGUCCGAAGCUCUACAUUGGCUCCCAACCAGGAUUUCUUGAGCUGGCUGAGCUUGGCACACCAUUCUUCAAUAUUCCCUCAGAUGAUGAGAUCUUGAAAGUGGUGUUUGAGCCACACAAGGUCCGGGAGAAAGCUUGGGUCGUAUACUUUAACUAUAUGCUGCUAUCUGCCAUUCCCGCAGAAGAUGGCACUAACGAGGCGUUGCUUCGCCAAAAUGUGCAGUUGGCUCUCAAUGAAAGCAGCAUCUUUCUUGAACCGCGAGAGGCUAACGUACAGGCGCUAGCCUUUCUGGCUAUGCAUGGUGAAGACUAUGCCGCCCCCAACAUGUCAUGGAUGUUGCUUGGAAACGCAUGCAGGCAGGCUGAAGCUCUGGGUAUGCAUCUGUCCAGUAAACACGAGUCACAACAACAGCAGUUGUGUCUCUUCUGGCUUCUUUUCCUAAUGGAUAAAUCCUGCUCUCUGGCCUUCGGGCGACCUGCAUUCUUACCCACUGCCUUGUAUCACAAUGUCCCCCUACCGGGUCAGCAGACUUUGCUCAUGUUCCAGCCGCAUACUCGUAUAAACGGCGUACCGACGCACCCGAGAGUAUCCCAAUUCGGUGCUCAGCUGCUUCGUUGCUCCAUGGAGUUAGCGAAAUUGAUGGGAAUCUUAGCAGAUGUUCUUGUGAACGGCCAGCCAGCUGCCCCGUGCAUGGAACUCCGUUCUAGUGUGAAUGCUUGGUACUCAUACACAAACCAGCGUUUGACAGAUAUCCUGGAAGCUGAGAGGGCUUCAUCCACCGCGGACCAAGUCCGGGAAAUGACUCUGGGCAUCAACAGCAUGAAGUUUCAAUACUUGCACGUGCUCAUACUUCUUUUGAAAGGCGAUGGCUCCGCGUCGAGUCUGCGCCUAUCCUCUGCCCGCGAAGCCAUUUCUCUCCUGAAGUCAAUGGUCUCCAAUUGGCAUUCCGUAAACAAUGGGGUCAUGUGGCAUCUCCUCUAUUAUCCGUUUACCUCGUUCUUCGUCAUCUUCGAGAACAUUGUGCACCACCCUGGCCCCGUGACACCCACGAAAGAACACGAUUUAAACCUUCUAGCAACAACAGUGACGUAUUUCGCAAGCAUGCGCUCGCAGAUGCGUCUCCUUGCUACGCUAUGUACCAGGCUUGAGCACGUCGCGAAUACGUUCCUGCAGCUCGCUCGCAAUGUCCAUUGCGCUUCCUCCAAAACCAUGCAGCGCAAAUGGCACGGUUACGAGGCCACCGGAGUCGAUUUGGAAGGACUAGAUGUUGCCAGCUACCUUGAUUGGCUUCCGGCUGAUAUUGAGGCCUUACCUGGUGGUGAGGGUCCAUCAGGUAAGGAGGCGCGGCGGACAUUUGAUAGUGUUUUUGACUGGUUCUCGUGGGAUGCGUAUUAUGGAGAUCCUCAGUAA
Messenger RNA from Aspergillus homomorphus CBS 101889, 1746 nucleotides. RefSeq lists its product as uncharacterized. Lineage: Eukaryota; Fungi; Ascomycota; Eurotiomycetes; Eurotiales; Aspergillaceae. The transcript is spliced from 6 exons. Gene Ontology annotation, biological process: DNA-templated transcription; regulation of DNA-templated transcription. The record is from RefSeq and is a predicted model, not a curated record. The annotation marks the transcript as partial. Gene Ontology annotation, molecular function: zinc ion binding; DNA binding; DNA-binding transcription factor activity, RNA polymerase II-specific.